Messenger RNA from Penaeus vannamei (Pacific white shrimp), 903 nucleotides. The record is from RefSeq and is a predicted model, not a curated record. NCBI's taxonomy places the organism in Eukaryota, Metazoa, Arthropoda, Malacostraca, Decapoda, Penaeidae.
AUGAAUUUUCUUGCGGGUGGGCGAUGCGCGAAGGCAAUACGGGCGUAUGACCAGGUCCAGCCGAGGAUGCGUGACCUGACGCCAACAGAAAAGGGCGGUCAUGUCUGUGAAGAGGACGAGGAGGAGAAAGUGGCUAACAACAUCCUGGUGGCAGAUGAAGAGGACGAUUUCAUCACCAACAAACCCCUCAUUGUUCCUGACAUGGCAGCAUUGGAAGAAGAGUAUCGUAAAACAGCUCAAGCUCUUGCUGACAUUGAAAAGGCUAGAGCCUUAGACGAAGAAAUAUACAAGAUGAAGCUCAAGGCUCAGAUGUAUAAUCACCAACUGCAACAGGAGAAAUACCAGAAUGAAGUCCGGCUGCAGAAAGAAAGACAAGAUGAUCUGGUUAAACAACAGUGCCUGGAAGAGGAACUGGAGCAUCGAGAAAUACAUACCAAGACCAAAGGCAUGGGUCCCACACUUAAUAUACCCCUUACGUCUACUCCGGGACAUGCUGAUGGUAAAAGGACCAUACCUAGUAUAGUGGACUCUCUUCAGCUACCUCGUCGAGAACUGCAGACCUUUGAUGGUGAUUCCUUGCGAUAUUGGCCAUUCAUAAGAAGUUUUCGGACCAUAGUGGAUACAGAGAAUAUAGACUCUGCAUCAAAACUGUCGUGUUUGAUGCAAUACUGUAAAGGUAAUGCCAGGAGGAUACUUAAUUGCUGUGAGACUAUGGAUCCAGAAGAUGGAUAUACUCAAGCACUGAAAAUUUUAGAAGAAAGAUAUGGAAAUAAUUAUGAAAUUUCACAGAAGUGGAUACAGAAGAUUAUAAACAGACCUAAUAUAAAGGGACCCUCCGAGCUUAGAGAUUUUGCUGAUGACUUCAAGUGCUGUUAUCAGACUUUAAAGAACAUGGGGUCAUGA